CUACUAUCUAGUUAGGUAAUCAGUUAUUUAUUUUCGUAACGAUUUAAAAAAAUAGUUUAUAUAAAAAUUAUCAAAUUAUAAUAAUAUAUUUAGUCUUCAUUUAAAAAAUAUAUAACACAAUCAAAGUUAGAAACUUAAAAAUGUACCAGAAGCUGAAAAGAUUAGCCAAUCAUGAGGUAAUCCUAUUUUAUUUAUCGAUUGAUCAUGGGCAGUUAAGAUAAAAAAUAUAAAAAUUAAUAAAAAUGGAAUUUGAAGCUAUAAAGGAAAGUUCAAGGAUUAUUUAAAACACCUAUUCAUUUCUUAUCACGUAAAUUACACUCGAAAAAUUUAUCAUUAGAAGGUUGCACUUUUAUUAAGUUUAGUAAAACAAAGUAUUGAUUUUUGCACAGUAUUUAAUUAUUUAUUAAUAUAAUAACGCAAUGGCGCCUCAAAAUGCGCAAAAUAUAGUGAUCGGGGCUGAAUUAGAGCGAUUAAUUGAUAUACCUUUAGGAGAAUUACUACUUAGACUUCUUAAAUCAUUCGAAGAUAAUAUUCUUCAAGUAGAUGGCGAAACUGGAGAGGAAUUACCAGCUAGUUUGCUAUUAAAAAAAUCAACUAAGCUAGCGAAAUGGUUAUUACACCAAGGAAUAAAAGUAAACGAUAAUAUUUCUAUAAACAGUGAGAAUAGAUUGGAAUUUUGUAUAGUCCCAGUUGCAACUUUAUUUUCUGGUGCUACUUUCGCCCCAUUGAAUCCAGAUUAUACCCCACGUGAAUUGAAACAUGUAUUAGGUUUAUCAAAACCUAAAUUAAUAUUUUGCUCCAGUAAAACUAUUGAUAAGAUUGUAUCGAUUUUACCUGAUCAUCCCUAUGUGGAAAAGUUGGUAUUAUUUGGUGAUGAGCCUUGCAGUUAUGCUGGUGUUGUCAGAUAUGAUGAUAUUGUGAAAGGUGCUGAAGUUGAGGAAAUAGACGAAGAUUACGAGACGGUACCUCUUGAUCCAGUACAAACUGUAGCAACUAUUUUAUGUUCAUCAGGUACAACAGGUUUACCAAAAGGUGUAAUGUGCACCCACGAUAAUAUGACUACCUAUAUAGAUAUAAGCAGAUCGAUUAUGGGUGAAAUAGUCGAUAACGACGACCCCAGCGAUGCUAUGAUGGGACUGAUACCAUUUUUCCAUUCAUUCGGCUUCAUGCUAAUGUUCCUCAACCUCCUCAGAGGUAAAAAGAUGGUAGUCCUAGGUAAAUUCAAACCGAAAAUCUUCCUAGACGCUAUAGUGAAAUACAAAGUUACUAGACUGAUAGUCCCACCACCAGUAUUAUUAUUCUUACUAAAGAGUCCAAUGGUGCAACAUUACGAUCUAUCCUGUAUCAAAGAAAUGCGCAGCGGUGCAGCUGCAAUGGGUAAAGACAUGGAACAAGAAUUGAAACAAAAAUUUAAAGUCCAACAUGUAUCUCAAGGUUACGGAAUGACAGAAACCACCCUUGGUGUCUUAGUCUCACCUCAUGGUAAAAGCAAAAUCGGUUCCUGUGGACAAAUAGUACCAGGAAUGAUGGCGAAAGUAAUAAACGAAGACGGUGUCCCACAAGGACCUUUCAGCGAAGGCGAAAUAUGCUUCAAAGGUCCUUUAAUAAUGAAAGGUUACAUCGGAGAUCCACAAUCCACACACAGUACUAUAGAUAAAGAUGGCUGGCUACAUACUGGAGAUGUAGCUUACUACGAUAACGAUGGGUACUUCUUUAUAGUCGACAGACUUAAAGAAUUGAUCAAAUACAAAGCUUUCCAAGUCGCUCCAGCUGAAUUGGAAGCUUUACUGCUGACUCAUAAUUCUAUCCAAGAUGCUGCUGUGAUAGGAUUGCCGAAUGAAGACGCUGGAGAGUUACCAUUAGCUUUUAUAGUAAAGAAACCUGGUAAAAAUGUUACUGAAAGGGAGGUGGAGAAGUUUGUGGAAGACAAUGUAUCUGUGCAGAAAAGAUUACGAGGUGGUGUGAUAUUUAUAAACGAAAUUCCUAGAAAUGCUAGUGGGAAAAUACUCAGAAGAGUGUUAAGAGAAAGGGCAGUUAGGCUUAAGUCAAAAUUGUAAAAACUAUUUCCCAAAUGAAAACAAGUAUUUUGUAUUUAUGUUAGGUUAUUAAUAAAUGGUUGUUGUGAAGUUUUAUUAUUGUUUUUUUUUUUUUAGUUCCAAUAGAAUUUGAAAAGUAUACAAGAUAAAGAGGUAAGAUUUGGGAGACAUUUUGAAAUAAAUCUGAGCAGUUACUGAUGCUCAUACUGAUACUCACAUUUUAGUUCAGAUAAUCGGAGAGAGGUCGAAGACUACGCAAUACUAAAUAAAUACAAAAAAAACACUAAAGAAAAAACAGUACAAUAAAAUAAUAUUUUUUUUUUGUAUUUUUUAGUAUUCUUUUAGUAAAAUAAAUAAAACAUACUAGAAAAAUACUAAAGUAAUAAAAAAUAAACUAAAAAAUACUUCG
This is a messenger RNA of Psylliodes chrysocephalus, 2445 nucleotides long. The record is from the annotation of a GenBank genome assembly. NCBI's taxonomy places the organism in Eukaryota, Metazoa, Arthropoda, Insecta, Coleoptera, Chrysomelidae.